AUUUUCUUCACUUCGUUCCAAUUAAGAUGCCUGCUGAAUUGUUUUGAACUUUUAAUAGAUCAAAAUGACGUAACGCGAUGAUAAUUUAACAACCAACAUGGAGGCUACAAAAGAAUGGCCUGACUUCUUCAACAAUACGAAGACCUUCAAAUCCGGUGCAUUUGAAGAUCCGUACGGCGUGAAUGACGUCAUUGAUGUGUCUUCAAAGAUCAACUACACUUAUUACGAUAAUUUCACUGCACCCGAUUAUACGAACUUCACAACGGACAAUUUUUGCGCGUCUAACUUCAGCCAUGUCUAUUUGAAUGUGACUUGCGAAUUCCCUAUUGAUUAUGCUGAGCCUAUGUAUGGAUACAUCGCACCGUUCCUGCUAGCCACCACUACCGUCGCCAACACUCUCAUUGUCGUCGUGCUAUCCCGCAGACACAUGCGCACGCCCACCAACGUCGUGCUCAUGGCCAUGGCUCUUUGCGACAUGUUCACGAUGCUCUUUCCGGCCCCGUGGCUCUUUUAUAUGUACACGUUUGGGAACCAUUAUAAGCCGCUGAGUCCGGUCACGGCGUGUCAAGCUUGGAACUAUAUGAACGAGGUCAUCCCAGCUAUGUUCCACACGGCAAGCAUCUGGCUGACGCUGGCGCUGGCUGUACAGCGAUACAUCUACGUAUGCCACGCGCCUGUAGCGAGGACCUGGUGCACAAUGCCGCGCGUCACCAAAUGCCUGAUCUACAUCGGCAUAGCGGCGUUCCUGCACCAGUUGCCUCGCUUCUUCGACCGCCAGUUCAUCCCUCACCACACCGUCUGGCGUGGACACUACGAAGACGUGUGCAGGAUACAAAUAGCUCCAUGGGUGCACUCUCUCUCCCUGGACGCCUAUUUCAUCUCCUACUUCGGCUUCCGCGUACUCUUCGUCCACCUCAUCCCCUGCACAUCUCUCGUGGUCCUCAAUAUCCUCCUCUUCAGGGCCAUGCGCACCGCUCAACUCAACCGACAGAAACUCUUCAAGGAAAACAGGAAGUCAGAGUGUAAGAGACUCAGGGAUUCCAACUGCACAACCCUGAUGUUAAUUGUCGUUGUCACAGUCUUUCUUCUAGUAGAAAUCCCUGUCGCCGUUGUCACAAUCUUGCACAUUAUAUCUAGCAGUUUAGUCGAGAUUUUAGACUAUCACAUUGCGAAUAUUCUCAUUCUUAUCACGAAUUUCUUCAUCAUUGUGUCGUAUCCCAUCAACUUUGCUAUAUACUGCGGCAUGUCCAGGCAAUUUAGGGAGACGUUUAAGGAGUUAUUUAUUAGAGGAGCGGUUACUAGUAGGAAAAAUGGAGGUUCUAGUAGAUAUUCCCUAGUUAACGGCCCUAGGACUUGCACUAAUGAAACUGUGCUCUAGAUAAUUAAGGAGAUAUUUUGUAUAUAAACUGUGCUAUUUCCACUGAUAGAUUGUAGAUUAUGUUUGUCUAUUUUAUAUAGCUAUAAUAGACAUAUCAAUAUGUAGAAAUUUUGGCGAUUUUUUUGAGCGGCCUUUGUGUUAAUAAAAUAUCUAUUAAUAGUUGUAGCGCAUAAAAAUAUUGAAUGUUGUAAUUUUAUACAUUUUCAGUUACUUUUUUGUGACUUUGGCAGUUACCUGAUUAUAAAAUAUUUAGUAAAUAAUUGUUGUUUUUAUGUUAAUGAUCAGCUAAUGUCAAAGUCUGCGAAUGGAGAGCCCCCGUUCACAAAAAGUAGCAGAAAUUAUUGUAAAAUAUAGAUGUUUAUAAUAUUGUUUUCAUUUAUAUCUGUAAAUAUAUAACUAUAUUUAAAAUGUAACGUUUCUUAUAUAUUGGAAACGUAUAACGUUGUAAAAAGAAUAUGUAGAUGUAUUAUUUAUGUAAAACAUUAUGAGCUAUUCUGCCUGAUUCGAACUUUAAGAUACGUCAAAUAUUACAUAUAGAUACGAUAUGGAUUAGAUUAUUAUGUCAGUUUCAAAAGUGAUUUGAAGUAACGUCACCUUUGACACUGACAUAUCUAAUCCAUAUCGUAUCUGGACGUAUUAUUUGACGUAUCUAAAAGUUCGAAUCGGGCCGAUUGUAUUACACACAAAAUAUAUAUAAAUGUGACUUCUGUGCUUAUUUGACUGUGCGUUGUCUAAAAUGGAAUGAAUUUUGUAUUAAGGACCAUGGCGAAUUAAAACAUCAUUUAGGUUCACUGUAACUGAAUAAAGAAUUGUAAUUAUUA
Messenger RNA from Cydia fagiglandana, 2199 nucleotides. RefSeq names its product sex peptide receptor (gene SPR). Gene Ontology annotation, biological process: G protein-coupled receptor signaling pathway. Lineage: Eukaryota; Metazoa; Arthropoda; Insecta; Lepidoptera; Tortricidae. The transcript is spliced from 7 exons. Bases 98 to 1378 code for a protein of 426 amino acids. Gene Ontology annotation, cellular component: membrane. Gene Ontology annotation, molecular function: G protein-coupled peptide receptor activity. The record is from RefSeq and is a predicted model, not a curated record.